Anguilla anguilla (European eel) is the source of this 2409-nucleotide messenger RNA. It is a transcript of the gene lrrc31, whose product is annotated as leucine rich repeat containing 31. The coding region runs from base 81 to 1844 and encodes 587 amino acids. The transcript is spliced from 11 exons. Gene Ontology annotation, molecular function: protein binding. The record is from RefSeq and is a predicted model, not a curated record. Lineage: Eukaryota; Metazoa; Chordata; Actinopteri; Anguilliformes; Anguillidae.
UAUGAUCUUUCGGAAGCGAAGCACAGCAUUAUCGAACAGUAGGCGUGCAAAUUAAAUAAGAAACAGCCGCUGCGAUUUACAUGCAUAGAUCAGGUGUGGAAGACCACAGAAUGGAACACACAGAUUCUCAUAAGGGACGGGAAUGCCCCCAGAAGAGGUCGCCGUUCGACAUGAUAAUGAACCAAAUACGCAGGACAAAGUCGAUCACGGACCGGCGCCCCCGGGCGUCAGUCGGUCGCUUUUUCCGCCCCACGGAAAACUCUGACAAGAAGGAUGGCGGCAUACCAGAUAGCGGAGAACCAGAGGCCCAGCGGGGCGAGGAGAAAAUGGGGAGGGGUGUCCCUGUGGACUCAGAGCUGAGUUCGAUGGUUGGGUGGGGUAGAGUGAAGCUGUUUGUUCAGAAGCUAGGAAAGAAGCUGGAAAGCCACAGCCUGAAUCUCGGCCACUGUGACCUCACCGCCACUGAUGUCUUAGAACUGGCUACCCUGUUGCCAUUCCUGUCUCAGUUGGAAGAGAUGGAUCUCUCCUGGAACGACCUGUGCGGUGGAUCGUUGAAGGCUUUGGCCAUUCACCUGAGGCAUGUGAGCAGACUCCGGAUGCUGAGACUGAGCAGCUGCAGGCUGACAGCAGAUGACCUCACAGCGCUCGGGGAGGCGCUGGGCUAUCUCCCCCUCCUGGAGGUAGUGGAUCUUUCCUGGAAUGCCGGUGUCGGUGGGAACCUGCAACGCCUCAUCAGUGGCCUCCAGCCAGGGAACACAGUAAAAGAGCUCCACCUGGUGGAGUGCCAGCUCACUGCAGCAGACGCCCAGGCACUAGGGGGGGCACUGAGUAUGCUGCCUAGCCUGGAGUUGCUGGACCUCUCUGCCAAUAGACACCUGGAGGGGGGGCUGUGUGAGUUGGCCCCCCAGCUGAAGGGCAGCCUGGGAUUGAAGGUCCUGCGGAUGCGCAUGUGUGGGCUGAGACAGGACAGCCUCCAGACGCUGGGAGAAGCAAUACAGUUUCUUCCAGCCCUGGAGCAACUGGACCUGUCCUGUAACCAGGGGGCAAGCGGGGGGUUUGCACAGAUGAGUGCUUACCUGACCCAGCUCAUGCACCUGCGCAGCUUGGACCUGCACAAGUGCAACCUGACAGAGGAAGACGUGCAGGCGCUGGUCCAGAUUGUUCCUUCCCUUGGUGACCUCACAAUGCUGGAUUUAUCAUCCAAUAAGACGAUAGGGCGCUUGGCCCAGAUGCUUUUCCCCACCCUUCCCCUGUCAAAGUUGAAAACACUGUCCCUGAACAGCUGCUGUCUGACUGAGGAAUCCUACCACUCUCUAGCCUCUGCAGUGCAGAGUCUGGGCCAGUUGGAGUCGCUGGGACUGUCCUGGAACAAAUGUGUAGGAGGGAACCUGAGGCAGGUGCUGCAGGUUCUGCAGCCUGGCUCUCACCUGCAAGAGCUGAGACUGGCUAGCUGUGGCCUUAACACCGAAGACCUUCUGCAUCUGGCAUCAGCGUCAAAGCGCGGAGCCCUAGUGCACCUGAGAAAGCUGGACCUCAUGUAUAACGAUGGCGUGGGCGAACAGGGCUGGACGCACCUCUUUAAGGAGGCAGAGGGCCUACGGGCGAUGUGCGAGCUGGACGUGAGCCUGCACCCCUCCGGCCGCUCCUCCGUCCGCCCCCACGCCUCCCCGUGGCUGCCCGCCCUGCUGAGCGCCCUGCCGCGGCUGCCCUCCCUCAUCAGCCUGUCCCUGCAGGGCUGGGCCCUGACCCCCCGCGAGAGCGACGGCCUGGAGGCCUUCAGCAGGGACGGCAAGAGAAGUGUCCACUUCGACUACGACCCGCACCCCGCGGCUGCGAGGGUCUGAACAACCAACAGAGGGGCGGGAGAGCGAAACGGACAGAGAGGGAGGAGAAAGAGCAGGAGGAAGGGAGAGCACAAGGGGAUGGGGCUGAUAAAGAGCAAUGAGAAAGAGAGGGAAGAGAGAAACCAAGAGUUUGAGAAAGAGAAAAAAAUCUGCAGAAGAAAGAAGAUAAAUUUGGGCAAAAGAAGCGGGUGUUGGGGAAGGCAAUGGGAGCAAGUGUAGCAGCUGAGACAGAAAGAGGAAGAGUAUGGUACACCUUUCUUAUACCCAUCUUCCAGGCACCAGCAUCCUACACUUGCUGUUGGGAAGAUUACUUGUGAAGUCACAUAUGAAGUAUACUAAACUGUACUACAGUUGAUGCACUGUAUUUGUGUUGAUUUGACCAUUUUUACUGAAAUUGCCCUUUUUGUUUUCUGCACACUAUUUUUAUACCAACUUACUGUAAUUGCACUCACUUGUAUGAAACAGUACAUAUUUCUUGUGGUCUGAUAAAUUUCAACUUUAUAAAAUAUGUUUUGGAAAGCACAAAUUUAAAUUUUUUUUUUUUUUUCAAAUUAAUUUUAUACAA